UGCACUAGCACUACUAGUGUUGUUAACUAUAUAGGCGUGUACGCUUUAAAGGGCAAAACACAGACGCAGACUUUUAAGGAUAUAGCAGGGCAGAUAUUGCUGUAUAUUAAACCUAGCAACUUAAUGCUCUCUUUUAUAGUAAGGCUUUUUAACAAGAGUAUUAGCUCUUGUAAUUACAGUGCAUAG
Molecule: messenger RNA, 186 nt
Organism: Lindgomyces ingoldianus
Lineage: Eukaryota; Fungi; Ascomycota; Dothideomycetes; Pleosporales; Lindgomycetaceae
Exons: 1
Source: RefSeq, a predicted model, not a curated record